UUCAAAAAUCAUAGGAAGGCCGUGUUCGACCUCGGGUAGCUUGCCAUUAGGCAAAGAGUUUCAUGGAGGGAGUGGAGUAAAGAUUUUUUAAAGUACAUGGACCAAAAUGCAAAAAAGGAAACCUGGCCAAUUCUAUCAUCACAACUGGAUAUGAUUUGUUCAUAUAUGCAAAAGCUAAAAUCACAGAAUCUGCAAAAGAAAUGGAUAUGAUUUCAUCAUCAACGCAUUUUUUAAAUGUCCUUGGAAAUCUUAACAGACCCAAAUCAAACUACAAUUCAAGAAUCUAUGCAUUGAAACUUAGUGAACCUGCAUUGACCCACCAACUGUUUGAUGAAAUGCCUCACUCAAAUGAUUCUUUAGUAUGGAACACUUUUAUUCAAACCCAUUUAAGAAACGCCGAUUACCACAAGGCGGCGAUGACGUAUUGUGAAAUGUUAACGCGUAGUGUCCGUCCUGAUAGGCACACUCUCCCUCGAAUGUUAUCGGUUUGUAGACUAUCUGGUAGCUUGUCAUUAGGCAGACAGUUUCAUGGGCAGGCAAUGAAGUUGGGGGUGUGUAAUGAUAUGUAUGUAACUAGUGGUUUGAUUGAAAUGUAUGGGAAUCUUGAUGGCAUUGAUGCUGCAAAAUGGGUGGUGGAUAAUUCCGAGAGGAAGAUGAGUUGUGUAGCUUGGACAUUGUUGGUUAAGUUGUAUAUUAAGGAAAAGAAACCUUCUUUAGCUAUUAAGUUGUUUAAUGAGAUGGUUAAGUUGGGUGUUGAGAUGGACGCGGUUUUGGUAACUACAGCUAUUAGUGCUUGCGUGCUUGAAAGGUCGCUGAAGGAUGGUAGGAAUGUUCAUCAAACGGCUAGGAAACAUGGGUUAGAGAUGGACGUGUUGGUGAGUAAUUCUCUUCUGAAAAUGUACGUUGAAUGUGGUAGUGUAAAAGAUGCUCGUGAGCUCUUUGAUCAAAUGGCAUCACGAGAUGCCAUUUCAUGGACGUCCAUCGUUCAAGGGUAUGUGAAGAAUGGGGAGAUAAAUGAAGGGUUGAAAUUGUUCAGAAAGAUGAUACUUGAGGACAACAUAAAACCGGACGUCGUAGCAAUUUCUAGCAUUCUUCCAGCUUGCGCAAGAAUGGCAGCCCAUAAAAAUGGAAGGGAGAUUCACGGCUACUUGAUUAGGAAUCAAAUUCCGAUGAAUCUUAAAGUUGAGAAUGCUUUGAUAGACAUGUAUGCAAAAUCAGGAUGGUUGGAGUAUGCUUCAAUGAUAUUUUCAAGAAUGAAUUUCAAAGAUAUUAUUUCGUGGACUGUGAUGAUAUUAGGCUACAGUUUACACGGUCAAGGUAAUAUUGGAAUUGAUUUAUUUCAGAAAAUACCAACAAUGGACAUAGAUGAGAUUGGUUAUGUUACAGCCCUUUAUGCGUGUUGCACAUCCCGCUUGGUUGAAGAAGGUAUGCAUUAUUUCAAGUGCAUAAAGUCACCUAAACUGGCACAUUAUGCUUUAAUGGUUGCACUUUUAUCUCGUGCUGGUAAAUUCGACGAAGCAAGAGUCUUUAUUGAUGAACAUGGGAUAUCGAGGCACACAGAGGUAUUAAGAGCAUUGAUAGAUGGAUGCAGAAUUCAUAGGAAUCUAACUACGGGGAAAAGAUUAAUUGAGAAGCUAUGUGAUUUAGAGCCCCUGAUUGCAGAUAACUACAUUAUGAUAUCAAAUUAUUAUGCACAAUAUGGGAAAUAUGAUAUGGUUAAUAUGUGGAAAGAGACCAUAAGGGACAUGGAUUUGAAACCAAAGGUUGCAUAUAGUUGGAUAGAGCUUAGAAAUAAAAUUCACGUCUUUAAAACAGGGGAUGUAUCGCAUCCAAGAUCAGAGGGUAUAUAUUGGGAGUUAGAGUGUUUGAUGAAGACCUUUGAAAGAGAAGGAUUACAAUGGGUUCCAGAUUUUAGUUUCCAUGAUAUAGAUGAAGAACGAGAGUGUAUUCCAAUUGGUCAUAGUGAGUUGUUGGCAAUUUCGUUCGGCUUGAUUAGUACUAAAAGUGGAGCGCCUGUUCGUGUGACCAAGAAUCUUCGUGUUUGUCAUGGAUGCCAUGAGGCUGCAAAGUAUAUCUCUAAAGUAGUUAACCGAGAGAUUAUAUUGAAGGAUCCAAAUCGUUUUCACCAUUUCAAGAAUGGCAUUUGCUCUUGCCAGGACUUCUACUAGUUGGCUUUUGGGUGAUUUAUGUGAAAUAUAUAACCUUGAUAUUGGUCAAAGAUUGAUCCAGCACGGUUUGGAGGGAUGAGGAACAGCUGAAACAGUUAACUGCUGUGGUCCAUGGCUGACCAUGUGAGGCAAGGGUCUCGAGGAGCAGCUAGCAUACUUGGUAUGUAACAAAAACACUUUCAAGUUUUAUUUCCUGUAAAAUGAUGUAGGUGGGAUCUAAGGGGAGCACAUUGAAUGUCGAUUGAGUUGUGGGUUCACAGCACGUAGUUGAUCAAUGUUGGUUGUGACGUGACAUCUAGCGAGGCUGGGUAUACAGAAUCCCCAUCUGGUUUUUGGAAAUAAAAGUUGAACCAGAGUGAGCUCGAUCUUGUUUAGGAUGGUCAUAGUAAAUUUUGCAUUUGUACCAUAUCAAAAUAAAUGAAACAAGUGUAUCUGUGUAUAUAUGUAUAAGACUAUGUACAUACGUGUGCAUUUUUAA
Molecule: messenger RNA, 2646 nt
Organism: Erigeron canadensis
Lineage: Eukaryota; Viridiplantae; Streptophyta; Magnoliopsida; Asterales; Asteraceae
Product: pentatricopeptide repeat-containing protein DOT4, chloroplastic-like
Exons: 1
Coding region: 201-2168 (655 amino acids)
Biological process (GO): RNA modification
Molecular function (GO): protein binding; RNA binding; zinc ion binding
Source: RefSeq, a predicted model, not a curated record